GCGGGCGCCUGGCCCAGGACGCGGUGGCGCGGGGCGGGGGGUGGGGGUGGUUAUGUAAGCGUUGCGCGCUCCCGCGAGGCGCCAGCCAAUGGGAGGCCUCGGCUGCUCGUGCUCGCGCACGCAGGGUGGGGGGAGGGAGCGCACGACGUGCGCGCACCCUCUCCCCUCGUCCACCGCUGCCGCCUCCUUCUUCUGCCGCUCCUGGUGCUGCUUGUGUGCUCGUUUGGUGCGGACCUGGUACCUCUUUUGUGAAGCGGCAGCUGAGGAGACUCCGGCGCUCGCCAUGGCCGACGAAAAGCCCAAGGAAGGAGUCAAGACUGAGAACAACGAUCAUAUUAAUUUGAAGGUGGCGGGGCAGGAUGGUUCUGUGGUGCAGUUUAAGAUUAAGAGGCAUACACCACUUAGUAAACUAAUGAAAGCCUAUUGUGAACGACAGGGAUUGUCAAUGAGGCAGAUCAGAUUCCGAUUCGACGGGCAACCAAUCAAUGAAACAGACACACCUGCACAGUUGGAAAUGGAGGAUGAAGAUACAAUUGAUGUGUUCCAACAGCAGACGGGAGGUGUCUACUGAAAAGGGAACCUGCUUCUUUACUCCAGAACUCUGUUCUUUAAAGACCAAGAUUACAUUCUCAAUUAGAAAACUGCAAUUUGGUUCCACCACAUCCUGACUACUACCGUAUAGUUUUCUCUAUUCUUUCAUUUCCCCCUUCCCCAUUCCUUUAUUGUACAUAAAGUAACUGGUAUAUGUGCACAAGCAUAUUGCAUUUUUUUUUUUUUUUAACUAAACAGCCAAUGGUAUGUUUUGAUUGACAUCAAGUGGAGAUGGGAUGGGGAAAAAUACUGAUUCUGUGAAAAUACCCCCUUUCUCCAUUAGUGGCAUGCUCAUUCAGCUCUUACCUUUAUAUUCCAGUAAGUUAUUUUGCUCUCACUGUUUUAACAAAAAAAAAAAAAACAACAACAUAAAAAUCCUUGCAUACCUUGUUCAAUUGGAGAAUUUUAAUGUUUUUCAUUUAUCAUUGUAAAACCAAGGACAAUUUUAUAACUUUUUUGUACGUAGCUGUUACAUGUAGGGCAAUCUGUCUUUAAGUAGGGAUAAAUUACUCUAAAACAAAAAAGAAUCCUAGAUAGUUUUCCCUUCAAGUCAAGCGUCUUGUUGUUUAAAUAAACUUCUUGUUUAAAAUGA
Gorilla gorilla gorilla (western lowland gorilla) is the source of this 1183-nucleotide messenger RNA. RefSeq names its product small ubiquitin like modifier 2 (gene SUMO2). The transcript is spliced from 4 exons. Bases 89 to 571 code for a protein of 160 amino acids. Lineage: Eukaryota; Metazoa; Chordata; Mammalia; Primates; Hominidae. Gene Ontology annotation, molecular function: protein binding. The record is from RefSeq and is a predicted model, not a curated record.